GGCAUUUGCUGGUCACAAGUACCCGCUUCCAUCCUUGGUUCGGAACAAACUCUAUAUAAAUCGGUCUCGCCGUUGCAAACCAACAAAUACAAAUCCUGUCCAGGGGACACCUGAGCCAAAAGUAAACCUAUUGAGAGUCAUUACUCAUGUCUGCCCCAACCAAACAGUUCCACGACCUUUCGAUCACUGGUGAUAUGCCGAUGACACGCUCCCAGACCGAGAGAGAGCCACCUCCAAAUGACAGCGAUAGCAGCGAGCUCCUUGAAAGCGGAAGCGACGAGAGUGAUGCUGGGGAUGGGGUCUCGGCUGUCUCCUCGUCCAUACGAGGAAAAUCAGGGAUUACCUAUGACCUCGCCAAACUUGAUUCCGACUGCGAGGCCAAGGCUCUUGUUGGGUUGACAAGCCAAUUCAAUGUGGCCAGCUGCUGUGCGACACCAACAGGGUUUGAUUUCCAAUUCACAGAACAUCCUCGGGUUCACAUCGGUUCAAAAGGAUAUACGUGCACCUGUUCGACAUUUUCAGCCCGACCUAGCGUGGUCUGCCAGCAUAUCUUUUGGCUCCUUGAUCAGCUUCAUGGCUGUUUUCUCCCACAGUCUCCUCCCUCCGGCAUACCUCUGUCGAGCGAUGGACGUCUACCGAACUUUGGGCGGGUGGAACACCUCUUGGAUGACAAGCUGGAAACUAUUGCAGACCAGCUGAGUUGGCAAUAUAUUCGCUCCGAAGCCGAGGGUGGAAUGAGCCGCCAGGAGAUGGUUCGAGACAUCUUGUCUGCCUUCAACACGGCUAUACUGCCAGAGGACUUCCGUCUCGACCUUCUCGAUGAUGCGAGACAGUCGCGUACUCCCGAACAGUGCGUUGUGCAGGGGGACUUCGAGGCCACGAUGUUUCGGCUCGCUGUGCACGAUGACGGGGUUUAUUCUAGCCUCUGCAAGGCAAUGCCCAUAGGAGCCUGCGCGGUGAUUUAUUUCGACAAAGUGCACCACAGACUGCGGACGUUAUUGGCAGAUUUUGAUCGGUACUGUCUGACAGGGCAGGCUCCGAGUGCAGCAGCCGGCAUGGACGUUGAGUCUGUAGUCAAGGACAUCCAACGCAGCGUUGGCCGUGUCCGGGAAAACAUCAUCAUUCGAGCACCACACGGUAUGGAAGGGGCUGCGAAAACCUUGGUCACCCUGUUGGAGGAUAUUUGCAGCCGCAAUAGGGAUGCGCUGGAAGGGAACGACUGGGGCCGAGCGACAUUCCACGGGGAGGAUGAGGACCAACGCAAUCUAUUUCAUCGGCUUAUUGGAGGAGACACCGAUGAGACUGGCGAAUCUUUUAUUCUCGACGCCCUCGAGUAUUUGCCAGCUUCGGAUCUUCACCAAUUUGUGGGUAGGCUGAAGGCCAUCCUACACCGAAUUGAAGUGGACCGAGCCCCGAAGGCCUAUAUACUCCAACUCAGCUCGCUGAUCCGUGCUGCAGAAACCCCCCUGGCGAAUGCUGGUCAGAAGCGACCGUCUUCAGCUACGAGUCGGGGCGACAGCAAGCGCACCCGGUGAGAUAGACUGAACUCUACUGUUGGAGAGCAACAGUUGAUCGAUUACUGCAUGAUUGGGCGGCUUUUCUCAUUGAUACACUCUUACACCAUUGUCUGCAUUUUGUGAAGCGCCAGUUGUUUCAAUCCAUUAGCUUGAUAGAUGGCACAAUGAUUCU
Messenger RNA from Aspergillus sclerotioniger CBS 115572, 1689 nucleotides. RefSeq lists its product as uncharacterized. Gene Ontology annotation, molecular function: zinc ion binding. The record is from RefSeq and is a predicted model, not a curated record. Bases 147 to 1535 code for a protein of 462 amino acids. The transcript is spliced from 2 exons. Lineage: Eukaryota; Fungi; Ascomycota; Eurotiomycetes; Eurotiales; Aspergillaceae.